UUGACAGUACGUAGCGUACGUAAUGGUGGCUGCUUGCGCAAAGCGAUCAUUGCUGACAACUUUUGACAAAAAUUUACGGAAAACUUAUAGAAACUAACAAGGGAACUGGAUAAAUAAUCUAGGAUGAGUGUGUCCCGGGUGGCGAGCUGCUUCAUAUGCAGCACCAGCACUGGUGCCAGGAACACCAUCAGCCUCAUUCAAGAUACGAGUAAUCUACAAUCCGGCAAGAAAUUGUUGGACAUUGUGAGUGAGAUAGCGGAAAAGCCGUUAACCGAAGAGGACAUACAUUCUACAGUAAUAUGCAAGAAAUGCAGUCAGACGUGCAAGGAAUAUGACGACCUGCAAGUGCGACUAAAAACAAUAAAGUCGGAGCUCCACGGACAGAUAAACAAGAGCAGCGAGAGUCCCACCAAGCCGGAUGUGAAGAAAGUGGUCCUACCGGCAUCGAAGCUGUAUCCGCUACCGCCGGACUUCGUGCUCAAUGUCGGUCGACUACCUGCGGUCACACAAAAGGCAGUAACUACUAUACCAUCAAAACUAAGCCUCAAAGUCACCGUAGGCUCAUCGGUCCUCACCCAAAGUAUCAAGACCACUCCGGCGCUCGCCAAAAACAUUGUCAUACACAAAACGGAGAGUGUCCAAGCUGAAGACAGCGAAGAUUUGGUGUUUGAAGAGAGCAGUCUGCCGAAGGAUUUCAUAUCGUCUGUGAUGCUGCAGAGGAUUGGAGAUGAUGGGAAUAAUGAUCAGGCUAUGGAAAUUGAUGAAGACUGUUCAUACGCUAUAGUAACUCAAGAAGACGGCACAAGCGAUGUAACAGAAAAGAAAUCGGGCGAGCAGUCGUCAUACGUGCUACAGAAAUCUGGCGACCAAUCCAUGUUCGAUGUCAGCCUGCUAUCAUCGCUUGAAGACAGCGGAGGUGAAAAUGAGACCGAAGCGAGUACAGACCAGUACAUCGUUGGGAAACUGGAGAUACUGAGCGAGAGGGAAGAUGGAGACGACGAGGAACGUAACCUGCUAUCAUCACAAGACAGCGGAGGUGAAAAUGAGACCGAAGCAAGUACAGACCAGUACAUCGUUGGGAAACUGGAGAUACUGAGCGAGAGGGAAGAUGAAAACGACGAGGAACGUAAAUGGGUGUGUAAGGGAUCGCACUGUACUAUAAUGUUCGAUGUCAGCCUGCUAUCAUCGCUGGAAGACAGCGGAGGUGAAAAUGAGGCCGAAGCGAGUACAGACCAGUACAUCGUUGGGAAGUUGGAGAUACUGAGCGAGAGGGAAGAUGAAGACGAUGAGGAACAAACAAUAGUGAUGUCCGAAGAGAACUCCAUAUUCCGAGUGGUGUCGGGGCAAAAGCUUGUAUACGGCGAGUCGGGGCUCGAGCUGCUCAGUGAAGACGCGGACACGCAAGCCGACAGUCAAGAUGACGAAGAUUCACAGAUAGAGCUUCAAGUAUCUGGGGAUGAGGAAACGGCGAAUGCUAUCAUUGCUGCGGCUCGGGAGCAAGGUGGCGCAUUCAUAAAAGUUCAGUCGGGAGAGAUGUAUCGCGUAAAAUCUGUGCAGAGCAAACCCAAGGAAGAGGAAACGGAUUUCACUGAUCAUAUUGUGGUGAAAGAAGAUGGUGUUUUUAGAUGUGUGCUGUGUAAGAAGAGUAAAGCUAAAGGUUCCCGUACCGGUCGCUGCGCCGGCGACGCGGACUUCAUAAUGCGACACACGAAGACGCAGCACGACGCGCGCGUCUACAUCUGCCGCACGUGCGACAAGGUGCUGCGGCGGAGGGACCACUACAUCGCGCACAUGGCGCUGUACCGGUCGCUGCGCGGGCGACGCGGACUCAUAAUGCGACACACGAGGACGCAGCACGACGCGCGCGUCUACAUCUGCCGCACGUGCGACAAGGUGCUGCGGCGGAGGGACCACUACAUCGCGCACGUCGCUCAACAUGCGAAAGAAAGUUCGAGUCAAGACAAAAGCAGAUUCCACGAAUGCGACAUCUGUCAUAAGAAAUACAGUUCCAAAACCCUACUAAUGGAGCAUAUGAACUUGCACAACGGACAGCGACCAUACACAUGCCAUAUAUGCCACAAGAGCUUCGCUUCCAAAUACACGCACCAAUCACAUCUCAAGACGCAUUUGGACCGGCCGCGACCGUUCAAAUGCGACGCUUGUGGCAAAUGUUUCUUCACACUACAGAACCUCAACCAGCACCACAAGACCCACUCGGGGCUCAAAGAGUUCGAGUGUAACAUUUGUGGCAAGGCGUUCGGCACGCAGCACAACCUGGAGAUGCACGGCGUUGUGCACUCGGGCCAGAAACCGUUCGUGUGCGCCGUGUGCGGGAAGGGGUUCGCGCGCCGCGCCGAAGUCAAGGACCACAUGCGCAUACACACCGGUGAACGUCCAUUUGCGUGUGAGGUGUGCGGCGCGACGUUUUCCCAGCGUUCGAACCUGCACUCACACAAGCGAGCCACACACUACGACGACAAGCGGUACAAGUGUGACCAGUGCCCUAAAAGGUUUAAGAGGCGCAGGUUAUUAGACUAUCACAUCAAGGCGUCUCACACGGGCGAGCGACCUCUGAAGUGCGAAAUAUGCAAAGCUACCUUCGUGUAUCCGGAGCACUACAAGAAACACGCCAGAAUACACAGCGGGGAGAAACCCUACGUCUGCGAGGUGUGCGGCAAGUCGUUCAACUCGCGGGACAACCGCAACACGCACCGCUUCGUGCACAGCGACAAGAAGCCGUACGAGUGUCUGGUCUGCGGAGCUGGCUACAUGAGGAAACGGCUGCUGUAUGCACACAUGAACACACAGGUGUGCGGCAAGUCGUUCAACUCGCGGGACAACCGCAACACGCACCGCUUCGUGCACAGCGACAAGAAGCCGUACGAGUGUCUGGUCUGCGGAGCUGGCUACAUGAGGAAACGGCUGCUGUAUGCACACAUGAACACACAGGUGUGCGGCAAGUCGUUCAACUCGCGGGACAACCGCAACACGCACCGCUUCGUGCACAGCGACAAGAAGCCGUGCGAGUGUCUGGUCUGCGGAGCUGGCUACAUGAGGAAACGGCUGCUGUAUGCACACAUGAACACACAGGUGUGCGGCAAGUCGUUCAACUCGCGGGACAACCGCAACACGCACCGCUUCGUGCACAGCGACAAGAAGCCGUGCGAGUGUCUGGUCUGCGGAGCUGGCUACAUGAGGAAACGGCUGCUGUAUGCACACAUGAACACACAGGUGUGCGGCAAGUCGUUCAACUCGCGGGACAACCGCAACACGCACCGCUUCGUGCACAGCGACAAGAAGCCGUGCGAGUGUCUGGUCUGCGGAGCUGGCUACAUGAGGAAACGGCUGCUGUAUGCACACAUGAACACACAGGUGUGCGGCAAGUCGUUCAACUCGCGGGACAACCGCAACACGCACCGCUUCGUGCACAGCGACAAGUAG
Molecule: messenger RNA, 3441 nt
Organism: Cydia amplana
Lineage: Eukaryota; Metazoa; Arthropoda; Insecta; Lepidoptera; Tortricidae
Product: zinc finger protein 585A-like
Exons: 27
Coding region: 124-3441 (1105 amino acids)
Biological process (GO): regulation of DNA-templated transcription
Molecular function (GO): DNA-binding transcription factor activity, RNA polymerase II-specific; RNA polymerase II cis-regulatory region sequence-specific DNA binding
Source: RefSeq, a predicted model, not a curated record